UAGCUCAUGCAUUGAAAAUCUAAAUUAUGUUUAGAAGACCGCGUAAUUACGAAUGCUUACGUGUCAAAUUAUGUACCAUGAUUUCGCCAAGAUUUCAAGAACUGAUUUACUCGAGAGUUCAUUUGUGUAUACAAUCCGUUAUGUUAAGUUUGGCGCGCUCGUCAUUACAACAGUUAAUUUAGAAUUUUGUGGGAUCCCUUAAAAAAAAACAAGCUGCGACCUGCUGUCUAGAACGCAAGCUGACACUUCAGCUCUGAAACUUCACGUUGUUUUCCUCACUGUUAUUAUAAAUUCGUAAACUAUUAAUGCAUGAGCUUGAUGAAUAACAAUGCAGAACCAUUCGGAAAAAGUUAGAGUGGAAAUAAAUUGAAAUUGACUAGAGAAAAUUUAUGUUGCCUAAAAAAUAUGUUGCCUAAAUGCAUUUUUGAUUUAUGCCGUUAGACAGACACUUGCAAUAUGACUGAUCGAAUUCGAGAUAUCUGUGUCGGCGAGACGUUGAUAAGCUCUGACAAAUAUUAGUCACAGUGAGAGCUGAAAAAAGCUGGGAGCGGUAAGGGAAAAGAUUGAGGGCUAAAGAAUAGAUUAGUAUGCCACAUUGCACAGUUCCAUUGCAGUGCACAAAAAUGUUGUAUUUUGCUCUCGAUUGGUCUGCCACAAGUUUUACAACAGCAGUCCUUAUGUGAAGACUUCUUGGAUUACAUUUAACAACAUAAUUUUUGGAGAUAGGUCUGUGAAUUUGCUAGUCUGCAAAAGAUGAAUAGAGUGCCAUCUUGUCUUGGCAAUAAUGCAUUUUGGUGAAAUUGUGCAAUCCAUAUGCCAUCAAUUGCAGUAUGAAAUUGCUCAUGAUCUACAAAUGAAAGAUGUGUUAGGACCAACAGCAUUUGCUCCAGUCAAAUCAGACAUCAAUGGUAACAUAAAAAAACUACGAGAAAAGUUUGCCAAAGACCCAGAAAAGUUUAAAACUUUACAAGACAUUGUAGAAAGUGAAAUUGUAGAAAACUCUACCAAAGUAAAAAACUCAGCCACUGAUGCCUUGUUAUGGUUGAAAAGGGCACUCCAAUUUAUCAUAGUUUUUCUGAGAGAGGUUCUCACUGAUGAGGAAGAUCUUGUGAAGUGUGCCAAAAAGGCAUAUGAGAACUCUUUGAAAAGAUAUCAUGGGUGGAUGGUUCAGGGAGUUUUCUCACUUGCCAUGAAGGCUGUGCCCUACCGUAAAGACUUCAUAGACAAGCUUGGUCGCAGGAAAGUAGAUGAAGAAACUGUGUUGAAGGAGAUGAAAGAGUGUGUUGAUCUCUUGGAGGCAAAUAUAGAAGUUGUGGAACAAUUUUAUCAAAAAAAUGACUUGGACAGUUCUAAGGUAGUAUAAGAAGAGAUUAGAAUGUAGGGUAAAUAUGGACUGGUUAAUUUGAAUUUGAGUUGCUCAAGGAAUUUAUAGUAUAGUUGAGGGAUAAAAGGUAUGGACAAGCCAUUAAAGGAAAUUUUAACUAAGGCUUCAGUUUAAGGGGAUCAAUGGACAUCCAGUUUUCUUCUUAAGAAUAAGUAUGUUAUUGUAAGUUGAAUUAAUCUUUUCUAGUUUUAGCUCUAAGCCUUCUGACACUGAUCACAAAAAAAUCGAUGUUGAAAGAAAACAGCUGGCUUUAUUGGAGAUAGGUUAGAAGGCAGUUCUAUGUAUUUCUAUUCAAAAAGUUAACUUUUCUUUCAAUAGCUGACCCUCUUAUGUAAAAGUGCAAUUGCUGAGAUCUCUUUUACCUAGUAAAUAAUUAGUGCAAUAGCUAUAGUUUAUAUCCCACUGGUAUUCAUCUAUUCUCUCUUAUUUAAAACUGGCCAUUGAUUAUAUUGUGGCAAGGGGGAGCAUUCAGUUGUGGCAUGGAUGUAUAGGGCAGUAUUCUAACAAGGAUGGUGGUAAGGGGAUGUUAUUGUUCAAAUACUGAAAAUUAUUGUAAGGACACUUAAAAUUUGCUUCUUAAAUUAAGAUAAGCAAAAAUUAUUUAUGUCUGAACUGAUCAAAAUAAACAAUGUUAAUGGGACAGUUUGUAGCUUGAA
Stylophora pistillata is the source of this 2040-nucleotide messenger RNA. Its product is annotated as glycolipid transfer protein. Gene Ontology annotation, cellular component: cytosol; membrane; cytoplasm. Lineage: Eukaryota; Metazoa; Cnidaria; Anthozoa; Scleractinia; Pocilloporidae. Gene Ontology annotation, molecular function: ceramide 1-phosphate binding; ceramide 1-phosphate transfer activity. The record is from RefSeq and is a predicted model, not a curated record. Gene Ontology annotation, biological process: ceramide transport; intermembrane lipid transfer.